Molecule: messenger RNA, 363 nt
Organism: Knipowitschia caucasica
Lineage: Eukaryota; Metazoa; Chordata; Actinopteri; Gobiiformes; Gobiidae
Source: the annotation of a GenBank genome assembly
AUGGGUCCCGGCGGCUCAGAAUCAGCAACUUUCAAUCUCGCUGCUGCUCUACCUCCCUCCGCGGUGACCUUCACCUGUCACACAGACUUCAUAUUUACAGUCACCACGGCCCAUCUGCCCACGCUCAGCCCCCCGUGUCAAUCAGCGCGGUCCCCCCCUCCCCUCCUGCCAAUCCAUCAGCGAGCCCCAAAGCACGAAGCAGUGUCACGGCCACACCGCCGCCUCGACACCCGCAAAUCUGCAUGCCAUUCACUGCCCCGCAAUUGCUCAGCUCGAAGCCAAAGUGAAUCCCACAGCGGGUCAUUCAUCACCACUCAUACAGGCCUGGCCUCCAUCCGGGCCCAGGGCAGCCGCUUUAACUGA